AUGGGGAGUCCCCAGGCCAAAGGCCUUCUUCUUUACUUAGGGGGUGUUGGGAGGCCAGGAUGCCCCCAGCCGUCCCCUUCUUCCCCUGGACUCCAGGGCCAUACCUCGGAGUUGGCCAGGUGGCCAGAAAGAUGGAUCGCCUUCCGUGGAGCCUUCCCUGGAGGAAUUCCUAUGGAGUUUCCCUGGAAUUUUGUCAUGAGGACACUGCAGGGCAGGACACCUUGUGGCAAGAUGCCAGAAGAGUGGCAUCCAGAGUCUGAGUUAUACUGGCAAUGCUUCAAUGCUGAAGCAGAGUGGGAAGGGUCUAAGUAUUGUCUUAGUCCCAAAGGGAAUCGGAGUCUCCUGGGGUGCUCCGAGCUGUCGUUAGGCUCUGUAUCAAAGUCCCAGAGGUGUGCUUCUGCAGGCAACUGGAUGACCUUGCUAAGCAAUACAUCAGUGACAGACUUGCUUCUUUUUCAUUUCCUAGGCACCAACAGUAAAGGGCUUGGUGUGUGUGGCUGGAUUCUGUUUUCCCUUUCUCUGCUGUUGAUGAUCAUUACCUUCCCCAUCUCAAUAUGGAUGUGCCUGAAGAUCAUUAAAGAGUAUGAACGUGCUGUUGUAUUCAGACUGGGGCGUAUUCAAGCUGACAAAGCCAAAGGCCCAGGUUUAAUUGUGGUCCUGCCCUGCAUAGAUGUGUUUGUCAAGGUUGAUCUUCGAACUAUUACUUGCAAUAUUCCUCCACAAGAGAUCCUCACCAGAGACUCUGUGACAACACAGGUGGAUGGAGUUGUUUAUUACAGAAUUUACAGCGCCAUCUCAGCUGUAGCUAAUGUCAAUGAUGUUCACCAAGCCACAUAUCUGCUGGCUCAAACCACUCUGAGAAAUGUCCUAGGGACACAGACUUUGUCCCAGAUCUUAUCUGGCCGAGAAGAGAUUGCUCAUAGCAUCCAGACCUUACUUGAUGAUGCCACAGAACUGUGGGGUAUCCGUGUGGCACGUGUGGAAAUCAAGGAUGUACGGAUUCCAGUGCAGCUGCAGCGGUCAAUGGCGGCUGAGGCGGAAGCCACUCGUGAAGCCCGGGCCAGGGUCCUUGCAGCAGAAGGGGAAAUGAACGCCUCCAAGUCUCUCAAAUCAGCCUCCAUGGUCUUGGCUGAGUCCCCCAUAGCCUUGCAGCUACGCUAUCUACAAACCUUGACCACUGUGGCCACUGAGAAGAAUUCCACUAUCGUUUUUCCUCUACCCAUGAACAUACUGGAGGGCAUUGGUGGUGUCAGCUAUGAUAAUCACAAGAAGCUACCUAGUCGAGCCUGA
Molecule: messenger RNA, 1290 nt
Organism: Suncus etruscus (white-toothed pygmy shrew)
Lineage: Eukaryota; Metazoa; Chordata; Mammalia; Eulipotyphla; Soricidae
Gene: STOML3
Product: stomatin like 3
Exons: 10
Coding region: 1-1290 (429 amino acids)
Cellular component (GO): plasma membrane
Source: RefSeq, a predicted model, not a curated record